AUGCCACCGAAAAAGAGAAGUCGCCUCGGCCGCCAUACUGCAGCAGCAGCGACGAAAAAGGCGAAGCGCAGCGCCAUAAACGCUUCUGCUGUUGCUGCACAAAGGGCUUCAGAGGACCCACAACAAAGGGCCACUCGACUGGCUACAAACGCUGCGGUUGCUUCAUACGAUGCUGCUUCCACGGCUUCAGACGGUUCGGAAACAAGAUCGAAGCGCAGCGCCAUAAAUGCUUCUGCUGUUGCUGCACAAAGGGCUUCAGAGGACCCACAACAAAGGGCCACUCGACUGGCUACAAACGCUGCGGCUACUGCUGCUUCAACAUUUUCGACACAUUCCCACGACUCAGACCAGCAACGUUCUACAUUCCAGCGGAACAGUCGACGUCGCGGUCUGACGGGUCGAAACAGACCUUACUGGCAUCUACGUGCUUGCAAGUAUGAGCCCAACUUCAAUUACUCGAUGCACGCUGACAUAAAUACUGGGGAAAUGUUCUUCAAUUGCCAAUUCUGCAAUGCUAAAAAGUGGGCUGGGGAACCACCUGCGAUGUGCUGCUUAAACGGUAAGGUCAGCUUGCCCCCUCUUCGGGAGCUGCCAGACCCUUUGAAGGAAUUACUUACUGGUUCCACCUCAAGGUCAUCAAAAUUCCUUCAACUCAUCAGGAAAUACAAUUGUGCAUUUCAGAUGACUUCUUUCGGGGCUAACGUUGUCAGAGAAACUGGUUGGAUGCCUACUUUCAAGGUCCAGGGCCAGGUGUACCACCUUAUUGGGUCACUCCAGCCACUACAAAAUUGCAAACCUUCGUUCCUUCAAAUUUAUUUUAUUACAGAUUACAAUAGGCAACUUGAUUUGCGUUUCGAUGUAAUUCCACAACCUGCAAACACUAACGCUGACAAUUUCGACAGGGACGUGCUGCUCACUCUGCAAAACAUGCUUCAUGACCACAACAGCUAUAUUCGCAGUUUCAAAUACGCCUUGGAAACAGCCCCUUCACCAACAUUCACCAUUGUCAUCGAUGCUGACAAAAGGCCUUCUGGGGAGCACGCGCGGCGAUAUAACGCUCCUUCGUGCAAUGAAGUGGCCAUAGUUCUCCAUGGUGAACAGCACAAGCAGCGGGACAUAGUUCUUCAAAGCCGCGACAGUGGUCUUCAGCGUAUUAAUGAGACACAUCGGUCAUAUGACGCCCUGCAGUAUCCCCUUCUUUUUCCGUAUGGAGAAGACGGGUACCAUUUCGGCAUUCCUCACCACAAACCAAACGAGCCCUCGGCUGCGACAUCUAAAACUGUUUCAUGUAUGGCUUUUUACUCAUACCGCUUCAUGACAAGGCAUAAUAAUUUCAACCCCCUGCACAGAUCACGGGAACUGUUUCACCAGUUUGCGGUUGACAUGGUUGCAAAGAUGGAGUCCGAGAGACUGGGCUUCAUCAAAUUGAAUCAGAAGCAGCUGCGCUCAGACUCCUACAUCCAUUUGCGUGAUGGCAUCAGGAAUGACACUGACGCCCGCAAUAUCGGCAAAAUAUGCAUUCUCCCCUCAACCUAUACAGGGGUCCCACGGUACAUGCACGAGCGAACACAAGACGCUAUGACUUACGUUCGGCAUUAUGGGCGACCCGAUUUAUUCAUUACCUUUACAUCUAACCCAGAGUGGGUUGAGGUAACGCGAGAACUUCUCCCAGGGCAGCAGUACUGUCAUCGCCAUGAUAUUAUUGCAAGGGUUUUCAGGCAGAAACUGGCUAAGCUCAUUCUUUUAAUAAAAAAAGGCCAGGUUUUUGGGCCUGUUAACUGCCACAUGUAUACUGUUGAGUGGCAGAAAAGAGGGUUGCCACACGCGCACAUUUUGCUUUGGUUGGUCAACAAAAUAGACCCAACAGUUCUUGAUGAUCUCAUUGCAGCAGAAAUUCCGGACUCAACUGUUGACCGGCAGCUGUACGACAUUGUGAAGGCACACAUGGUACACGGUCCGUGCGGUCCUGGUUUUCAAAAGUUCUCCUCAUGCCACAAAGACCACGUCUGCACUAAACGGUACCCAAAGAGGUUCGUGGACGAGACCCAGACCGGCCGCGACGGAUACCCACUGUACAGAAGAAGGCACCCUGACAAUGGUGGAUUCACUAUAACGUUACGGGGUCAUCAAGUGGAUAAUAGGUGGGUAGUGCCGUACUGUCCAAUUCUGAUGAAAACUUUUAACGCUCACAUAAAUGUGGAGUUCUGUCAUUCAGUCAAGUCUAUAAAGUAUAUAUGUAAAUAUGUUAACAAGGGUUCUGACGCUGCCAUGUUUGGCCUUCAAAAGGACAAUAGCAUGGACGAGGUGUCACAGUACAUGGCAGGUCGGUACAUAAGCAGUGGUGAAGCUUUUUGGCGGAUAUUCGGGUUUCCACUUCACCAAAGGCACCUCGCCAUCAUACAACUAGCGGUUCAUUUGGAAAAUGGCCAACGAACUUACUUUACUGAACAGACUGCAGCUGAUUUGGCGGCAAAUCCAAAACAAACAACUUUGACCGGUUUCUUUAGGCUUUGCCAACUUGACACAUUUGCUAAAACACUUUUAUACCCUCAUGUCCCGUCCUACUACGUGUGGUCAAACAACAAUUGUGUGCGUAGGAAGUCUGGUCAGGAUGUUGAAGGACAUCCUGGUGUCAAGUUUAACAGUUGUCUAGGAAGAGUCUACACUGUACCUCCAAACCAACAUGACUGUUUUCACCUGCGCCUUCUCCUCCAUGAGGUUUUAGGCCCACAAAGUUUUCAAGACAUCAGAACUGUUGAUGGUGUAUUAUGUGAUACUUUCCGUGAAGCCUGUUUUCGGCGCCGACUUUUGGAGGAUGAUUCACAAUGGGGCGCCACUAUGGCAGAAGGUGUUUUAUUCAAAUCUCCUAAAAAAAUCAGAUCGCUUUUCGCUAUUCUAUUACUAUGGUGUGACUUGGCUAAUCCCGCCUCUUUAUGGCUUACCUACAAAGAUGAUAUGUCUGAAGAUUUCCUGCGUCACGCUCAAUCGCUACAUCCAUCAAUGGAGGUCGGGUACACUGACCUCAUUUACAACAGGGCACUGCUUGAAAUCGAAGAUACUGUACUCGAUAUGGGCGAUAAUCCCUUUAGUUUCGAAGAUAUAAUUUAUAAGCCAUUUCAUUAUGGCAAUGAGAAAUUACAGAACAUCGACACUGACUUUGUAUUUCAAGUAAUUAAGUGA
Octopus sinensis (East Asian common octopus) is the source of this 3180-nucleotide messenger RNA. RefSeq lists its product as uncharacterized. The transcript is spliced from 2 exons. NCBI's taxonomy places the organism in Eukaryota, Metazoa, Mollusca, Cephalopoda, Octopoda, Octopodidae. The record is from RefSeq and is a predicted model, not a curated record. The coding region runs from base 1 to 3180 and encodes 1059 amino acids.